AAACUCCAUUUUAUUAUUUCACAAAAUGAGAACCUGUCACCAGAUGGAGAAUUCCGACGUCUCUGAUCCCAUGCUCCUCAAUGCUUCAGAUCCAGCUCUCCCUGCUAUGGAUCCCCACGCCGCGCUCUUCCUGGUCCUCGGCUACCUCCGCCUGCCGGACCUGCUGGCCUUCCAGAGCGUCUGCAGGUUGUUCCGCGAAGCCAUCGCUGGUGACCGCUUACUGUGGAUGCGCAUCACCGUUGAGCCGCCGCUCAGUGGGAGACUCACGGACGAUGCUCUUUUGGAGCUCACCUCCAGGGCUGGUGGCGCCCUCAAGUCCUUGGCCCUCUUGGAUUGCUGGAAAAUCACUGAUGCUGGUCUCCUUCAGGUCAUCGAUCGGAACCCCACCAUCUCUGAGCUUUUCAUACCUGGCUGCACAUAUUUGACUGCGGAUGGUGUGGUCAGCGUAGUACAACGGCUUAGUGAGCGAAAGGGCAAACUUAAACGUCUCCGUCUCCGAGGUCUUUGUAACAUAUCAAGAGAUCAUCUUGACAGUCUAAACUAUUAUCUUGGCAUAAAUGAUCAUCCACAAUGUUCAAAGCCAUCAGUCUAUAAUCACUGGAUGUCUCUCCCACUUAAUGACAACGAUGACCGCCCAAUUGAUAUGGAUAUCUGUCCCAAGUGUAAUAAUGCAGGGUUGGUCUUUGAUUGCACAAGAGAGAAUUGCAGGUCGAUGAAGUACCGAUGGUCCGUAUGCAGAGGAUGCUUCUUCUGCAUUGCAAGGUGUCAAGAGUGCGGAGGUUGCAUCGAUUUUGAAGAACUUGGAGAGGAAACAAUCUGUGCGCAUCUCUUGUGCAUUGAUUGUUGGCUUCAACUUCCGAAAUGCAGCUUGUGCAACCGUCCAUACUGCAAAGGCCACAUAAAUUUCCGAGGAUCCUCACCGGCAUUGUUUGUAUGUGAUCAAUGUGGAUAUGAUGAAUUCACGACAAAUGAUAUCAUGUAGACAAAAACAGAAAAAAAAAGGGAAAAAAAGUUACUGAGUUUGGCUGUUAGGAUGUUAAAUCUAUGAUGUUAAAAGUUUACGGAGGCAAACCAUGGUUCUGAACCAAGAUUGGUUUGAGGCACUGAAUGUAAAUGUGUUGUAUUUAGUUAUUUGCAAGACCUGUAAAUGUUGUAAAAUAUUCUGAAUAUGGUUUAUGUUUAUGUAAAUGACAACUUAUUUAGUUAUUAAAAUAUCAUACUGCAUUCUAAUUGUGAUGAA
Dioscorea cayenensis subsp. rotundata (Guinea yam) is the source of this 1240-nucleotide messenger RNA. RefSeq names its product F-box protein SKIP28. Gene Ontology annotation, cellular component: cytoplasm. The record is from RefSeq and is a predicted model, not a curated record. NCBI's taxonomy places the organism in Eukaryota, Viridiplantae, Streptophyta, Magnoliopsida, Dioscoreales, Dioscoreaceae. Gene Ontology annotation, molecular function: protein binding. Bases 26 to 982 code for a protein of 318 amino acids. The transcript has 3 exons.